Molecule: messenger RNA, 1061 nt
Organism: Populus nigra (black poplar)
Lineage: Eukaryota; Viridiplantae; Streptophyta; Magnoliopsida; Malpighiales; Salicaceae
Exons: 2
Coding region: 308-895 (195 amino acids)
Biological process (GO): translation
Cellular component (GO): ribosome
Molecular function (GO): structural constituent of ribosome
Source: RefSeq, a predicted model, not a curated record
ACUCUAAUCAGGGUUUUGGUGGGUCUCCUUUUAGUUCAUUUACACCUCUCCAAGUUUUAUGCAAGACACCACCCUUUUUGUCAUCCCCUUGUCAAUAUUUUGGGCUCCAGCUCUCCUUCCCUCCCUGCAGUUGUUGCAAAGCUAUAUCGAUUUGUAACUGCAACAGGCUUGGCACCCGACUCUCUGUAGUUCUUCCCUUGGGAAAAAAAGACGAAGUCUUUUAGUUGCAUUCCAUGCUGCAAAUAUUUGAUUGAGACUUGGCCUUCUUUGCCCAUGAUUUGUUGUUCCCGCUGAUUCACAAAAAAACAUGAAGUUUAUAGCGCUUGCCAGAUCAGUUUGUGCACGUCAUCCUGCUCUCCGUGAAGUAACUGGACCUUUGCAGGUUCGUUAUUUCCAGCAUGAUUUUGUUCCUAGGGAUCCCAAGACCAAGCCUAAAAAGUACAAGUAUCCGCAGUACUAUGAUCCAUAUGGACCUAGACCUCCACCCUCAGAAAAGAUCAUUGAAAUUGCUGAGCGCAUUGCAGCCUUACCCCCUGAAGAGCGAUCCCAAAUUGGUUCUGCUCUUGGGUACAAACUAAAGCAUCCAAAACUGCAGCCAAUUUCAACAGAGGGCAUGGACCUGGGUUCCCAGGGAGGAGAGGCUGCUGCCGGUGCUGCGAAGGUUGAAGAAAAGAAGGAGAAAACAGCCUUUGAUGUGAAGUUGGAGAAGUUCGACGCAGCAGCAAAAAUUAAGGUGAUUAAAGAAGUCAGAGCUUUUACUAAUUUGGGAUUGAAGGAGGCCAAAGACCUGGUUGAGAAGGUUCCUUGUGUGCUUAAACAAGGCGUCACUAAAGAUGAAGCAAAUGGCAUAAUAGAGAAGAUAAAAGCUGCUGGAGGAGUUGCAGUUAUGGAGUGAUAGCUUAAGGUUUCUUGUAGUUUUGUUUCUUGAAUCUCUUUGAAGAGGUUGGUUUACUGCGUGGAAGCAGGAGCAGAAUACCAACUCACCACAUAACAGAAUGGUAUUUGAUUUUGUGGAUGGAUCGCAAUCGUUAUCAUAGACAUGCAUGAAUAAUUAGUCUCAA